CGGUGUUUUUAGUUUGUGAGUUUGAAACCGGACUGUGUGUGUUUUUCGCUCAAAUGGAAAGUUGACCGCUCAGGAAUGGAAGAUGAGUCUUCCGUGCGAGUGAAUGACACCACGCGAAAUAUGCCCGGUUAUUCCGGACGCGACGGGGAAUCUGUCUAUGUAUCCAGCGGGACACGGAGCACUGAUUUCGGCCAGGAUGUCCGCAGCGGUGAGGCGAAGGUGCCGUCAUCGUCAUCAUUAUCCUCGAAGGAUGUUUUGGAAUUUCAUAAACACAAACAUGGACCAGGAGGCGGCCACAGAGAACAUAUCGAGAGGGAAAACAUAAGAGCUGUGGAUAUUUUAAGAAGGAAUUUUGGUUCCACUAUCAGAGAUACAGAAGAUCCCAAAAAUCUAGAGAAAGUAGGAAAUGACAUCAAUCUAAACGACUUGGACCAUGAAAAUGAUGAUGAAAGGUUGCAAUGUAGCACAAUAAAUCUACAACAAGAUAUUGAGAGCAAUCCAGAAUUGGGAAAUCCUGAUGGGAAUCAUCAUAUUGAUUAUAACAUUGAUUUGAAGAGUGGCGAAGAUCCCAGCCAAUCAAAAGAGCAUGUUUACUGCACUGUAUACUGUAUAGCCAAUGAUAAUUAUAGGAUACCUGUUCAGAAAACAACAUCCAAUCACGAGACUUCAUCAUCAUCAUCAUCAUCAUCUUCUUCAUCUUCUUCUUCCCCAGAUGUACUGGUUUUACCAUCCACCGACUUACCAAACUUAGAAUUGGACAAUCAUGAUCCCUACCCAGUGCCCUAUACCGUCUCUGACCUGAUGGUGUCUGGAAUACACAGCUCAUAUAAUGCUGACAACAGUUUGUCUGUGGUGUUGACAUGUCGCAUUUGUCUUGACGAUAAACAAAUCAUGCCGCUACACUGUUGCAAAAAGGCUGUUUGUGAAGAAUGUCUGAAAAGAUACAUCAUCUCACAGGUUCACGUGGGUCGAGCGCACUUGGUGUGUCCCAUCACAGAGUGCAGCGGUUUCUUGGAGGAGAACUUGGUGAUUUCACACCUGACCAGUGAGGAACUUGCAAAAUACAAGUACUUUUUGGAACUGAGCCAAUUGGACUCCAGCACAAAACCGUGUCCUCAGUGCAGCCUGUUUACAUCCUUGAGGGGUCGCAGCCAACAGUCGUCCACCAAGAGUGAACAUAAGUAUAAGAUUCAGUGCACCAAGUGCCAGUUUGUCUGGUGUUUUAAAUGCCACUCGCCCUGGCAUGAAGGCCUGAAGUGUCGGGACUACAGGAAAGGAGACAAACUGUUGCGCCACUGGGCCAGUGUCAUCGAACGUGGCCAGAGGAACGCUCAGAAAUGCCCACGCUGCAAGAUCCACAUUCAGAGAACGGAGGGCUGUGAUCACAUGACAUGCACACAAUGCAGCACUAACUUUUGUUACCGUUGUGGGGAGAAGUACAGACAUCUGCGCUUCUUCGGGGACCACACUUCCAACCUGAGUGUGUUUGGAUGCAAAUACCGCUACCUGCCAGAGAAACCGCACCUACGACGGCUGGUCCGAGGCUCCGUCUGCAUGAGUAAAAUGCUGGUGGCUCCCGUGGUCAUUGUCCUGGUGGUGGUUGUCGGAGCUCUGGCUUUGGUCGUAGGCCUGUUUGCUCUUCCUAUCUACUACAUCUGUAAGAGGAGGAGGAAGCGCUCGCAGGGCUCAGGCCGCUGGCUGUGCUGA
Molecule: messenger RNA, 1707 nt
Organism: Danio rerio (zebrafish)
Lineage: Eukaryota; Metazoa; Chordata; Actinopteri; Cypriniformes; Danionidae
Gene: rnf217
Product: ring finger protein 217
Biological process (GO): protein ubiquitination
Cellular component (GO): membrane; cytoplasm
Molecular function (GO): ubiquitin protein ligase activity; ubiquitin-protein transferase activity; zinc ion binding
Source: RefSeq, marked provisional